This is a messenger RNA of Laccaria bicolor S238N-H82, 1185 nucleotides long. Its product is annotated as glycoside hydrolase family 18 protein. Gene Ontology annotation, molecular function: chitin binding; chitinase activity. The transcript is spliced from 6 exons. The record is from RefSeq and is a predicted model, not a curated record. Gene Ontology annotation, cellular component: extracellular region. Lineage: Eukaryota; Fungi; Basidiomycota; Agaricomycetes; Agaricales; Hydnangiaceae. The coding region runs from base 1 to 1185 and encodes 394 amino acids. Gene Ontology annotation, biological process: carbohydrate metabolic process; chitin catabolic process.
AUGAAGACAUAUGAUCAAACUCAAGUGGCCGCCGGUUGGUAUGAGGGCUAUCAGGUCAACGACGGGUUGCCUCUGUCGCAGAUUAGCUGGUAUAAGUAUACCCACUUGAUAUAUUCGUUCGCGGAAACAACGCCAGAUGUCAACGUCCUUAGCUUGGAAAAAUCUAAUCCAGAGGGGCUGCCACAGUUCGUCGCCGAAGCCCGUCGACAUGGAGUCAAGGCAAUGGCGUCGGUCGGCGGGUGGACAGGCUCCCGGUGGUGGUCCUCCAACGUCGGCUCCGCGGAGAACAGAACAGCAUUUGUAAGAACACUGUCAAGCUUUGUCAAAAGGCAUAAUUUGGAUGGUAUCGAUUUCGACUGGGAAUAUCCAGGCCGACAAGGGGCGGGGUUUAACGUCGUUAGCAAGCAUGACGCAGCCAACUUUCUUUCAUUUCUCGAAGAAUUGCGCAGGGACCCAGUUGGUUCGUCUCUUGUCCUGUCAGCAUGCGCGUCUGUCGUACCGUUUGCCGGAGAAGAUGGAAAGCCAAGUGGAGAUAUGUCUGGCUUCAGCGUGGUCCUCAACUUCAUUUCUGUCAUGAAUUAUGAUGUCUGGGGUCACUGGAGCAACUCAGUGGGUCCAAACGCGCCACUUGACGAUACCUGUGCCGCACCUGAGUACCAGAUUGCCUCAGCUAUUUCCGCUGUUAGGCUUUGGACGAAUGCUGGUAUGCCGCGGAAACAAAUAGUGUUGGGUGUAGCAGGAUAUGGUCGGCAAUACAGAGUCCGGCGGUCAGAUGCGUUUAUGAGUGGAUCGCCGUUUCUGGCAUCACAUCCGCCAUUCGUAAAAACUAGGGAGGAUCCGCGACCAUGCAGCGAAGACCGUAUCGACGAAUGUGCUCUCGCACCAUUGGUACAAGGAAUACUCGAUUUUAAGCGCAUAAUUCAGGAGGGUUACCUCGACAAGAAUGGAGCACCUCGGCUAGGGAUCGCAUAUCGAUACGAUGACUGCAGUCAGACGCCGUAUGUCUAUAACAAAGAGACACAAUCCAUGGUAUCGUACGACGAUACGCGGUCGUUUGCGGCCAAGGGACAAUUUAUCAAAACGGCGGGAUUAAGGGGGUUUGCGAUGUGGGAGGUUGGUAGUGAUUACAAGGACCUUUUGCUUGACUCCAUUCGCCUCAACUGUGGAUUUGGUAUGCAACUAUGA